This is a messenger RNA of Penicillium taxi, 3144 nucleotides long. Its product is annotated as putative importin 11. The record is from RefSeq and is a predicted model, not a curated record. The coding region runs from base 1 to 3144 and encodes 1047 amino acids. Gene Ontology annotation, molecular function: small GTPase binding. Gene Ontology annotation, cellular component: cytosol; nuclear envelope. The transcript is spliced from 7 exons. Gene Ontology annotation, biological process: protein import into nucleus. NCBI's taxonomy places the organism in Eukaryota, Fungi, Ascomycota, Eurotiomycetes, Eurotiales, Aspergillaceae.
AUGGCUCACGCUCAGCCGAUCGAGGUGGCUGGUGAGACGAACCCAUUGAAUUACCAGAACCUCGUCAACGCCUUGUCUCUCGCGGCCAGUAGUGACUGGCAGCAGAUCAAGGCCUCGAGUGCGCAACUGAACAACUGGCAGAAACAGACGACAUUUUAUUCCAUGGUUCAGGAUGUCUUUUGUGACCAAUCUCUCCCACAGGACGUUCGCCAUAUGGCAAUCACUCAGCUGAAGAACGCAGCCGGCCAAUUCUGGCGCAAGACGGCACCAAAUGCACUACCCAAAGACCAAAAAGACAAAAUCAAAGUCACUGCUCUACAAGCAGGUGUUCUUGAGCCCGUCUCAGUUCUGGCUGUUCAAAAUGCCCUACUCGUCGCCAAGAUUGUGCGUCAAGAAUACCCUCAAGACUGGCCCGACGCGAUUUCAUCUGUGAUUACCUUACUGCGCACCGCAAUUGAGCCGGGCGCCAACCCUUUUCAACUCCCUGGGACCCUCAAAAUCCUCCUCGAGGUCACCAAGGGAUUGUCGGAAGCUCGUAUCUUGAGAAUUCAAGAAAGCUUUCGAUCAGUGGCCCCGGAGAUACUACGCGUGCUAGGAAACAUUUACGUUGACAAGGUUAACCAAUGGGUAGCGGCUCUGGAACAGGGUAUUAUGGACGAAAGUCUGUUGCUGGAUACCAUUCAACAUUCUCUACUAUCUCUUAGAAUCCUACGGCGUCUCAUCGUAGGCGGAUUCGCCCGCCCUGGUUACAACCAGGAUGUUCAGGAGUUUUGGGCUGUAACUUGUUCGCAUUUGGUCAAGUUUGUCUCGAUUGCAAACGAAUCCGCCAAGUUACCGGGAAAUCUCUCCAUCGCUAUUGAAAAGCACAUCUUGCAGCUUACAAAACUGCAUGCUAAUAUGUCUACGAGGCACCCUGCAUCUUUUGCACUCUUUACGCAAACUAUAGAUCUUUUGAAGACCUAUUGGGCAAUGCUUCUUAGACUUAGUGAAGUUUAUGUCAGUCUCGGUCAAGGGAAUGAUGAAGAAGAGGGAUCAACUUGGCCAGAGAAGACGGGCCUGCGAACUUUGAAUCUCAUCAGAUCAUGCGUGAAAUUAGCAUUCAAGCCCGUACAGACCUUCAGAACCCUGACUCAGGAAGACAAGGACGAUCGAAAAGUGGCGGUUGCACGAAUCAAAGAGCUCUUUACUGACAAUUUUGUUCUAGAAGCAAUGGAAGUUCUGGUGACUAAGUUCUUCAGAUUCCGGGAUUCGGACUCUGUACAGUGGGAGUAUCAAGCCGAAGAAUGGGAGAUGGGAGAAGAAAAUGAUGGAGCUUAUGAGUUCUCUAUCCACUUUUGUUCCCAAAAGCUUUUUCAGGAUCUUGUGAUUCACUUCCCGAGCUUGCUUAUUCCGCGAUUGCUGGAUGUGUUUCAUACAUUUGCCCGCCUCGACAAUCAAGACGUAAUUUUGAAAGACUGUGUGUACUCUGCCAUUGGCUUAGCAGCACCGUCUCUUGCGCAGCGCUUGAACUUCAACGCCUUUCUCGAGUCGACUCUGAUCCCCGAGGUUCAAAUUGAAAAACCUGAGUACCGUCUUCUGCGUCGACGAAUCGCCAUUGUUCUUAGCAGUUGGGUACCAAUCAAGCCUGAUGACCUUAACACCAGUGCUGUUUACCAAAUAUUCCAGCACUUACUGAAUAAGGAUGACUCUUUUAAUCACCAGGUGGUCCGCCUCACUGCGGGUCGUCACCUUUGCCAUGUUAUUGAUCCCUAUGAAUUUGCACCAGAGCAACUAAGCCCAUUUGCAGCGUCGAUCAUUGGAAGCCUUAUGUUGCUGAUCCAGGAAACUCAGCUUCCUGAGACGAAGCUGGCAAUGUUGGAGACGCUCCGUGUUGUAGUUCUCAAGAUGGAGCAUAACAUCGCUCCGUAUUCUGACCAGGUCAUUUCGUUCCUUCCAACGCUGUGGGAUGAAUCAGUGGAUGAGAUUUUACUCCGACAAGGCAUUCUCAAUCUCAUGGCCGCUUUGAUUCAUUCCCUCAAGGAGAACUCUGCACGGUACCAUAGCCUUCUUUUACCGCUAGUGAAGACCUCAUUGGACCCCAAUUCUCCUACUUUCGAGGACUUCGUGUUUGACACAUUGGAGCUAUGGUCUGCUCUAGCCAUGCAAUCUCCGUCGCCCGCUUCUCCGGAACUACUAGCUGGCCUGCCCGCUGUAAUUCCUAUCAUCGAACGAGGAGCCGAAUGCACGCCCGUGGCUAUCCAAGUAGUCGAAUCCUACGUUCUACUCGCUCCCAAGGAAAUCCUGGGCGAUGAAAUUCGGCUUCCAUUGCUGCGCGCUCUGGGCGAAACUCUUACAUUCAAGUCCGAAGUCAACCCUGGCGCUGUGACUCGUAUUGUUCAAAAGAUGAUUCGCGGUGCCGAAACAAUUGAUGGAGGCAGUGAAGCCAUAUACGGAAUCAUCUCGAAAUCGCUCAUCGACAGUGGAUUCCUCCGCUCUAUUCUUCAGGGCCUCUACUCUGCCCAUCAAGCAAGCCAAACUACUGGGCCUAACCGGAAAAAGUCAGAAAUUUCCGGCAUUGUCGAGGGCCACUAUUUUUCUGUUCUCGCCCGUCUCGCACUGGCGAACCCUUCUAUUUUUGCCGCUGCAGUCGCUGCAGCGACUGAGUCUACCGAAGAGCAAACCCUUGACUGGAUUCUCAGUGAGUGGUUCUUCCACUUUGAUAGCGUCGGUAGCAUCAGUGAGCGGAAGCUACAUGCUCUUGGCCUCACCCAACUUUUCAAUCUCCGUGGACCAUCCAAUGGCCCUCCUAACUUCAUUCUCAAUCGCUUGCAAUCUUACCUCACCGUUUGGACCGAUAUUAUUGUCGAGCUGGCAGAAGGCUGCACUGGACACCCAAGUGCUGACUAUUUGGUCCACUGGGAUUCGAGCGAUCCUGAAACCGCUGUGGCCCAAAACGUGGAGACAAUUGUUACUCCUCAGAACGCCCGUGAGACUGAGUGGUCUAAUUCAGACCCGGUCCACUGCCUCCCUAUGCGGGACUUUGUGCGUGAGCGACUUUCUCAAGCCAUCAUCGCCUGCGGUGGUGCCCAGCGCUUCCAAGAGGAGUGGCUGGUGAAUGUUGACGCCGAAGUGUCUGCGGCCUUUGGUGCCCUGGGCCUUAUCUGA